GGUGAUUCACACUUGAAACAAUAUCUUCCAUUAAUUCAAGACGAGCCCAAAUAUCCUAUCAUAAUGGAUAGCUCUAAUGUAGUACUGUCAAUGCCUCCAAUAAUAAAUGGCGAACAUUCUCGUAUCACUACGAAAACACGGAAUAUAUUCAUUGAGGCAACUGGAACAGAUUUACAUAAAGCUAUUGUUGUUCUCGACACGCUUGUCACAAUGUUUUCGGAGUACUGUGAAAAACCGUUUACCGCUGAAUCAGUCGAAAUUAUCCAACAUGAUGGCAGUCGUUGUUUAUAUCCGCGUUUAGAUUAUCGUGAUGAAGUUGUCAGUAUCGAUUAUAUAAACAGACAGUUGGGUACAAAAUUCUCAGAAACAGAAGUGAUCAGUCUAUUGACUCGUAUGGGCUUGACGUGUACAAGUAUUCCAUCAAGUCAGUGUUUGGAUCCAGUGUCAGGACAAACAUCUGGUCUUAUCUCUGUACGUGUGCCACCUACAAGACACGAUAUCUUGCAUGCCUGUGAUAUAGCCGAGGAUGUUGCUAUUGCAUUCGGUUACGAUAAUAUACCGGAAAGUUUGCCUCAAACCUAUUGUGUAGCUGGCAAUCAACCCCUUAAUCGUUUGUCUGAUCUUGUUCGUGCUGAAAUAGCUCAAAUGGGAUUCACAGAAGCGUUAAGUUUCUCUUUGUGUUCUCGGGAGGAUAUCAGCUGCAAAUUACGUUACUCAUUGGAUGAUAUUCCAGCUGUACAUAUAUCGAAUCCGAAAACGCUUGACUUUCAGGUGGUUCGAACAAGCUUACUACCAGGAAUUCUGCACACUUUAGCCAGUAAUAGAAGUUUACCGCUUCCCUUGAAAUUAUUUGAAGUUCAGGAUAUUGUGGUCAAAAACCCAUCGAAAGAUGUUGGCGCUUCUAAUCACCGCCGUAUUUGCGCUGUCCACUAUAAUAAGAAUUCUGGUUUUGAAAUUAUUCAUGGUCUGUUAGACAGGUUGAUGCAAUUAUUCCAGGUUGAAUCAGUUUUGUUUAAAGCUGGGAAAAAGUCUGGCGAUGUUGAAAUCCAGUCAUGUAUGACUUAUAAAUUGAAAGCUACUUCAGAUCCAACCUAUUUUGAUGGUCGUUGUGCUGAUGUCAUCCUAGAGCCCGGUGACAGAAUUAUUGGGCGAGUUGGGAUACUACACCCUGAAGUCUUGAAGAAUUUCGAAUUAUCACUGCCUUGCUCAGCGUUGGAUUUAGAUCUUGAAGCUUUUCUCUGAUGUACAAUUUUCUGUCUAUCGAGCCAGUAUUUUCUCGAAUAAAAAAUUGAAAGCUUA
Messenger RNA from Heterobilharzia americana, 1299 nucleotides. The record is from the annotation of a GenBank genome assembly. NCBI's taxonomy places the organism in Eukaryota, Metazoa, Platyhelminthes, Trematoda, Strigeidida, Schistosomatidae.